Messenger RNA from Miniopterus natalensis, 7545 nucleotides. Lineage: Eukaryota; Metazoa; Chordata; Mammalia; Chiroptera; Miniopteridae. The record is from RefSeq and is a predicted model, not a curated record.
AUUCUCCACAGUUUUCCUGGUGCGAACUCAUGGUGGAAUCCGCCAUGCAUUGAAGCGAAUGUAUGUCAAUAACUUGUCAGACCUCAACAUUUGUAAAAGGGAAAUUAAAAUUAUGAAAGAGCUAUCUGGUCACAAAAAUAUUGUGGGUUAUUUGGACUGUGCUGUUAAUUCAAUUAGCGAUAAUGUAUGGGAAGUGCUUAUCUUAAUGGAAUAUUGUCGAGCUGGGCAGGUAGUGAAUCAGAUGAAUAAGAAGCUGCAGACAGGUUUUACGGAACCAGAAGUGUUACAGAUAUUCUGUGAUACCUGUGAAGCUGUUGCGAGGUUGCAUCAGUGUAAGACUCCAAUAAUUCACCGGGAUCUGAAGGUAGAAAAUAUUUUGCUGAAUGAUGGUGGAAACUAUGUACUUUGUGACUUUGGCAGUGCCACUAAUAAAUUUCUUAAUCCUCAAAAAGAUGGAGUUAAUGUAGUAGAAGAAGAAAUUAAAAAGUAUACAACUCUGUCAUACAGAGCCCCUGAAAUGAUCAACCUUUAUGGAGGGAAACCCAUCACCACCAAGGCUGAUAUCUGGGCACUGGGAUGUUUACUGUAUAAACUCUGUUUCUUCACUCUUCCUUUUGGUGAGAGUCAGGUUGCUAUCUGUGAUGGCAGCUUCACCAUCCCAGACAAUUCUCGUUACUCCCAUAACAUACAUUGCUUAAUAAGGUUCAUGCUUGAACCAGAUCCAGAGCGUAGACCUGAUAUAUUUCAAGUGUCCUAUUUCGCAUUUAAAUUUGCCAAAAAGGAUUGUCCGGUCUCCAAUAUCAACAAUUCUUCUAUUCCUUCAACUCUUCCUGAACCCAUGACUGCUAGUGAAGCAGCUUCUAGGAAAAGCCAAAUAAAAGCCAGAAUAACAGAUACCAUUGGACCAACAGAAACCUCAAUUGCACCAAGACAAAGACCAAAGGCCAACUCUACUACUGCCACUCCCAGUGUGCUGACCAUUCAGAGUUCAGCAACUCCUGUUAAAGUCCCUGUGCCUGGUGAAUUCAGUAACCACAGAUCGAAAGGAGCACUGAGACCUGGAACCAGCCCUGAGAUUUUACUGGGUCAGGGGCCGCCUCACCCUCAGCAGCCUCCACAGCAGCACAGAGUACUUCAGCAACUACAGCAAGGAGACUGGAGAUUGCAGCAACUGCAUUUACAGCAUCGCCAUCCUCACCAGCAGCAGCAGCAGCAGCAGCAGGAUGCUUAUAUGCUGCAGUAAGAUCAAUACUUAAAAAAAAAGACUAUGGAACAAAAAAGGCACGAGUAAUAUUGAUGAACUUGUUUGCUUUUCUCAUUGCAGUAUCAACAUGCAAUACAGCAGCAACAGAUACUGCAGCAACAGUACUUAAUGCAUUCAGUCUAUCAGCCACAGCCUUCUGCACCACAGUAUCCUGCAAUGGUGCAGCGGUAUCAGCAGGCUUUCUUGCAGCAGCAAAUGUUAGCUCAACAUCAGCAGUCUCAACAACAGGCGUCACCUGAGUAUCUUACCUCCCCUCAAGAGUUCUCACCGGCCUUAGUUUCCUAUACUUCAUCACUUCCAGCUCAGGUUGGAACCAUAAUGGACUCCUCUUAUGGUGCCAAUAGGUCAGUUGCUGAUAAAGAAGCAGUUGCAAAUAUUCUAAAUCAGAAGAACAUCAAUAACCCACCUGAUAUGUCAGGGUGGAAUCCUUUUGGAGAGGAUAAUUUCUCCAAGUUAACAGAAGAAGAACUGUUGGACAGAGAAUUUGACCUUCUAAGAUCAAACAGGCUCGAGGAGAGAGCAUCCUCAGAUAAGAAUGUAGACCCACUCCCUGCUCCACAUAACCAUCCUCCAGAAGAUCCUUUUGGUUCUGUUCCUUUCAUUUCUCACUCAGGUUCUCCUGAAAAGAAAAUCGAACAUUCACCCAUGAAUCAAGAAAGUAGCUCUGCAAACCCUGUGAAGAGUAGAAAGACAAGCCCAGUGUCUAAAGACCACCGGGCUGGAAAGAAAACCUCAGAGCAUUCCUUGGUGCAGGGUCACAUGCAGAAGGGAAAUGAAGACUCUGAAAGUGAUUUCGAGUCAGAUCCCCCGUCUCCUAAGAGCAGCGAAGAGGACGAGCAGGAUGACGACGACGCGCUUCAGGGAGAACAGGGCGACUUCCACGAUGACGACACCGAGCCCGAGAACCUGGGGCACAGACCUCUCCUCAUGGACUCGGAAGAUGAGGAAGAGGAAGAGAAGCACAGCUCUGAUUCCGACGAUGAACAGGCCAAAGCCAAGGACAGCAACCGGAGCCCUGCCUGCAGAGACACAUACAGCAGUGGACCCGUCCAAGGUCCCAGGGUAACACUUCUCAGCCCAACCCACGUACCGUCUGAUGUCGGAGUGGAGACUCCCAAACAGCAGUUUGAUGUGUUUGGUGCUGUCCCCUUUGCAGUGCAUGCUCAACAGCCCCGACAGGGAGAGAGCGAGAAGAGCCUUUCUCAACAGCCCUGUUUUCCUGCCGUGGCACUAGAGCAAGAGGACGUUGAUGUAUUCACAAAGGCACCCUUUAGCAAGAAGGGGACCGUGCAGGACGGCCGUGCUGUGGCGCUGGAAGCUCAGACUCGCCCUGGUUCUCCCAAAAGUGUAGAUAUAUUUGGCUCUACUCCAUUUCAGCCCUUUCCCACAUCCGCAAGCAAGAGUGACAGCCACGAGGACCUUUUUGGGCUUGUGCCCUUUGAGGAAAUAACUGGGAAUCAGCAGCAAAAAGUCAAACAGCGUAGCUUACAGAAACUGUCUUCUCGCCAGAGACGUACGAAGCAGGAUUUGUCCAAAAGUAACGGGAAGCGCCACCACGGCACGCCGACCAGCACGAAGAAGACCGUGAAGCCCACCUACCGUACUCCGGAGCGGGCCCGCAGGCACAAGAGGGUGGGCCGCCGAGACUCCCAGAGCAGCAACGAGUUUUUAACCAUCUCAGACUCCAAGGAGAAUAUUAGCGUUGCGCUGACUGAUGGGAAAGACAGAGGGAACGUCCUGCCUCCCGAGGAGAGUCUGUUGGACCCCUUUGGGGCCAAGCCCUUCCAUCCCCCAGACCUGCCCUGGCACCCUUCGCACCAGGGCCUGAGUGACAUCCGUGCCGACCACAACCCAGUGCUGCCUGGGCGGCCAAGACCCAACUCACUCCAUGGGUCGUUCCACAGUUCAGACCCGCUGAAAAUGGAUGACUUUGGCGCCGUGCCCUUUACAGAACUUGUGGUGCAGAGCAUCACCUCACCUCAUUCCCAACAGUCCCAGCCCGUCGAACUGGACCCAUUUGGUGCUGCUCCAUUUCCUUCUAAACAGUAGAUACUUCUGACAGACUCUGGUGUUAACCCGUUUCAAAAAAGUAUGAAUAGUUUUAUGAAUUUGAAACAAAAUCUAUUUGUAUAGCUCUUUAUAUCAUUCAUUCUUACAGCUCAAUCCGAAUAGGUGAUUUUUAAAUAAACCAAAUAGAAACAGGAAGUAUCUCCACUGGGUGUAGUGACUUGGUGUCUCUUCCACGCGGGAAGAGGGAGCUGCAUUGGAAGCUCUGACCUAGGGUUUCAGCUACUGGCUGACAACAGCACAGAAAUCCAGGGAGAGUGUAUGGCCCCGUCCCUGUUGGGCAGCCACUGAAGAGGGAUGGGAAAGCCGCGAUGUUAUUUUUGUACCAGAAUGUCAUGUUUGUGUGCGUAUCCAGGCUCAUUCUAGAACCCAGCAUAAAACCAAGGCUGUCUGUACAUACACAGGCUGCACUUGCGGGGUUUUUUUCACUUGUGGAUUUUUUAAAGGUCUCUUUUAAUUUCCACACAGUAAAACAGAAUCCUGUUCUCAUAAAGAAUUAGGAGGUUAUUAUCUGGAGAACACAGAGAUUUUAGUCCUUCUACCUUUCUCUACAAAGUAGAGCCAGAAGUAACUAUUGUGCCUAAAACUUUCAUUUUUAAAAACAAGUGCCAUUAAUAUGGAAUAUCUACGUGGAAGCCUGGAACAAAAACUUAAGAGAUAUCUGAUGUGUGCAAAAUGUAAAAGAAAAAAUUAUACAGAAGAAACAGUACUUGAGGAACAUUUAAUAUUCUGCUUUUGAAUGGCUUCUUGCUCAAAACUUUUACUAUCACGUCCCUAAUAAAGGAGAUGAUUGGAAAACUGGGAGUGAGAGAGAAUAAGGGAUAUGUAGAAUUUUAUUUCAGGAAAAAAAUAUGUAGCUGAAACCCUGAGUUUUUAAGACGUUUACAAUGUAAAAUCAUGUUGCAUUUAGUAAUGUACUUUAUUAAAUUACUACCUUCACCAAAUAUUCUCUAAGUCAUAAGUGACAGUGUUUUUCAUUAGGUUUGGGGGUGGGGUAGUUGUAAUGAAGUGCACAGAACAGUCGAAGCCACAAGCCUUAUAGGCAGGACCCCGGAUCCUGCUGCGAGUACCUCUGCACCGAUGAAGAGAUCUUAAACUGCCUACAAGGUACCUAAUGAGGAGGGACUAGUGUCUUAAUUCUGCUAGUUGAUUGUGUCUUUAGUGAAAAGAACCCAGCUACCAAAUUGCCUUUUUUUUUUUACACCACAAAUCCUAAUGAGAAACUUGAGAUUUUACAGAAACCGUCUAAUAAGAUAGAAAUUGCAUAUAUUAAUUAAUGUGAAUGCAGUGUCUAUGCUUCCUAUGUCUUCAAGUAUUUUAAGUUAUAGUUAACUGUCCUCUCCUAUCAAAUUAACAUGUAGAAGUUUCUAGAACUGUUAAAACUAUUUGCAAAAUGGGUGGAAACUCUCAUCGACUGGCACUCUCCUUGAUUGCUAUAUUUUAAAUUAAUUUUUGAACCCAAUUAAAGUGUAUUUUAUGAGUAAUCUUACUAGAAUCUCUUAAUUAUAGUGCCCCAUUUGGGAUGAGUUGUUUGCUUGUUUUCACAGUUCUAAACUUGGAAAGAAGCAGAGUAUAUGUACCUAGGCCAUAUAUUCACUUUUAUUGCUUCUCUUUUCCAUUUUAAAACAGAAAGAAAUUUGUGGGCAAACAGGGAAGCAAUAUGUGAAUCACAGUUAGCAGAGGCAGACCAAGCAUUACCUUACUGCUUCAGAGCUGUACCUUGGAGCCCGACUGCACCAAUACUUGUCCUGUGUGUGCCAAAGGCAAAUAUUAUGUUUGCACCUUUUUUUUCUGAUUCUCAGGUUGAUUAACGUUGAUUAAUAAUGCUAAUGCAAAUGCUUAAGUAGAUGUUCUUUAAAACUUUAUGAAGUAGAUUAGAGGGAGACUUUCUUUGAAAAGUGAAGAGUUGAUGAUUACAUACAGUAAAUUCAUGAACUACAGCAGGUUUGGAGCAAACAGAAUAAUUUUUUUUUAAAUGAAAGUCUGUUGGUUGAUGUAUACACAGUGUGCUUCUUUGGCUGUUUUAGUUCUUGGCCUUGGUCUCUGCUAGACCUCAUGAGUUUUGUAAUUUAGAAGAGGUAUUGGGUGAAUUAGUGUGGUCUCCAUAGGAUGUAAACAUGAGACACUGAGACUCACUAUGAUAUUAAGGCCUUACUUACAUUUGCUUUUCAUCAAUACACUGAAUAUUUUAAAGCACUUAGACUCUGGCUGAUAAUGUUGGAUAAAUUCUAAGGAAACAACUUUGACAUUGUUUAAACUAUUUGCAUUCUUGUUUCUUAUAUCACAGCCCAGUGACUUCCCUAUUUACAGAUUACAGCUCAGAGGAAACACGGGAUUCAGUAGGGGCCCCGGUGGGAUAGAAGUGGGGAGAUUCCUUUGUGUUAAAGUAGAGGCAUUUUCCCAGGCAGUGCAAGAAAAGAGUUGCUUUCCAUUUUCAGUGAUCCCCUCCCUACAGCUGAUGCCCAGCUCAUUCCUUUGUGAGACUGAUGAGAAUUAAGCUCCCAAGGCAUGUGAAAAGUUGAACAUAUACUUGGCACAGCACUCAGUAAAAGUUCGGCUCUGUGAUGGGAUGGUCCAGUUCUUGUUUAAGGAAGGAAAGUUGAAAAGUUAUUUUCCUGUUACUAAUGAGGUGUGCUCUGUGCUUUAGCAUGUUAAAUAGUUAUAACUCUAAACCUGUAAUACUUGAACAUCACUAAGGGAAGUAAAUUAUGAAGCAAGCAAAAAUCUGAGGCCAAAGGUUUUUCUGCCCUAACAGCUUUAAUCGUGCUUGUUGAUUUUAAAUAAUCUUUCUAAAAGUGGACCAUUUGCUUAAUUAUUUUAAUAGUUUCACUUCAACAACAUGUUCAAGAUGAGCAUUUAUGGCAUUGAAGGAUGUCUCUGUUAAGACACAAGUCGCUUGGUGUAUUGUUAGGUGGAGGAGCAAAGGUUGUAGGCUGGAUGAAAAUUUAACUGACUAGAAUAUUUAUUCAAAAGGGUCAGUCUGGGAAAUGGUGUAACUGUUCCACUGACCUGCCCACCCGUGUGUGUGUGUGUGUGUUUGGGCAUGGUUAGGGCAUCAUUCGGGGUUGUAGGUAAAUGCACCUCCUGACCCUACCCUGUUUAUUGUUCAGCAGUGAUAGAUUGUUGUGCUCAUCUUGCUGGUGGAGAAGACUAAGGCGAACCUGCUCUCUGCUGUGACGUUCACCAGGCACAGCAGUGUUCACAGUUCAGCUGCCUGCCUGGUUUAUUUUAGGUUCUGGUACUUCCUGUAAGCAUUGCUGUAGGUACAUGUGUAUUAAUAUCACUAGUCCUGAGGAGUUUGGGUACACUUGUUUUAAUAUAUGUAGGAUGUGCAGUAGCCUUCUCCUUUUUAAGCAAAAUUACUUGUCAUUUUUGAUUCAAUAUUGAGCUGCCAGAUCUACUGUGAGAGUGAGAUGGCAUAUUUACUGUGAGAAUGACAUAAUGAUAGUUUAUUUGAAAACUUUUAUACACACUUGUGUUUAUAUAUUAAAGGUAAAUAUGUAAACACACGCAUGCAUAUGUCACAUGUCUCUUCGGUGGAGUUAAUGUGAAUUUUUAAAUUUUAAAUGGAAUUGCAACCACAAUCAUUAUGAAAGAACUUUCACUCCUAGUGAGGGUUUACAAAAGCCACUAUAGGAUAUGGUAGACAGGAGAUGCAAAGGGUCAUCACUUGGGGUUACUUUUAUUUAAAAACUGAUCGUGCUACUUUUGAAAGAGAAUUGUUAUUCCUAUGCUCUUUUUGUGAUUGAAAGUCAUCUGUAGUAAGCAGUAAUAGUGAACUACUUUUUAAUUGCUGGCAAACAGCUUUAAGUGCACUUUCUUUGAUUACAUUUCCAUUUUUUGUUAAACUUGAAUUUCCUGAAGCCUUUUAUGUACCACUAAGCAAAUAACUUUAACAUUUAUUAAGCCUGAUUUACAUCUUGAUUAUAUUUCUAAUUGUUAUACAACGUACUUUCUAAGGUAACUUCAGUUCUGAUAUAGCUGGGGAACUGACGAGGUAGAGCAGCUGCUUUCCCUCCUGUGCCUAGUUGAGCACGAACUGAUUUUACUGCUUGGUCUUGGCGCUGCGCAUUCGUGUUGAUGAGCUCUGUCCUCCCUUCACCUGGUUUUGUUUGAAAUUUAAAGUUAUUUUCUUACUGUAUUUAUCAUCCCUGUUUUAAUAAUCUGCUUCCUUUAAAUGCAAUAAAUCUCAAAUGAUUACCUAUUCUUUAUAA